UACUCAUUUCCUUUCCUAGCAAUAACCAUCAAUCCUUUUGUACGCUGGUAGCCCGGUACUAAUGCAAAAGAAUCCGAAAUUUCACUUUCUAGUUUCUAUUCCCUUCAAUAAAAAGGAAAACGAUUUAAUUUCUUUAAAUGGAAAGUUCCGGCAGAGAAGUGGGUGGUGGCCGGCCGACAUUCUGUGUCACCGGAGCAACAGGUUAUAUAGGGUCGUGGCUCGUGAAAUGUCUCUUGCAAAAGGGUUAUAUAGUACAUGCCACUGUCCGCAAUCCCGAGAAAUCAUUCCAUUUAUUGAAUCAAUGGGAAAGCAAGGAACAGUUGAGACUCUUCAGGGCUGAUUUACAAGAAGAUGGAAGCUUCGAUGAGGCAGUGAGAGGCUGUGACGGUGUAUUUCAUGUUGCGGCAUCAAUGGAAUUUGGGGUUCCAGCUUCAGAAAGUGCUGAUCGCUAUGUUCAAACACACAUCGUAGAUCCAGCAAUCAGAGGAACACUAAACGUUCUCAAAUCUUGUUCGAAAACAUCUUCUGUCAAAAGGGUGGUUUUCACGUCAUCAAUCAGCACAAUGACUUCCAAAGACAACUCUGGGAGAUGGGUUCCAGUAGUUGACGAAUCUUGCCAGAUACCUAUUCAACGGGUCCUAGAAACUAAACCAAGUGGCUGGGUAUAUGUACUCUCAAAGCUUUUGACAGAAGAGGCAGCGUUUCAAUUUGCAAAUGAAAACGGCAUCCAUCUGAUAUCAGUGAUAACACCCACCGUAGCUGGCCCAUUCCUCACUCCUGCUGUUCCAGUUAGCAUCCGAGUUCUUUUGUCUCCAAUAACAGGCGAUCCUAGUCUGCUGCCAAUUUUAGCUGCCGUGAACUCGAGAAUGGGAUCGAUUGCUCUAGUUCAUAUUGAAGACAUAUGCAAUGUUCACAUCUUUCUCAUGGAGCACGCUGAAGCAGAAGCUCGAUAUAUAUGCUGUACUGGAAGUUGCUUAAUGUCCAAGCUUGUCGAGCAUCUUAGUAAAGAGUACCCUUCUCCUAACAUACAAAGGCUUGAUGGAGAAGAACAUGAUUCAAUCCCGUCUGAGAUAUCUUCGAAAAAGAUAGAAGAUUUAGGAUUCACUUACAUAUAUGGAAUUGGAGACAUUAUACACGAGACUAUUGGCAGGUGUGUAGCUUACGGCUUUCUACCUUACAUGGAAAGGAAAGAAACUCAGUAGACUAAUGUUGCUAAAAGUACUGUAUGCUUAAAUAUCUCGACUUGUUACUCAGUUUAUCUUUUCCAUUCUGAUCACCUUUGAUUACCGUAUCAGUAUGUAAGCUGAAAGCCGUAAUAUAUUAUCACACAUUUAAUUAUGGACUUCUGCGUGA
This is a messenger RNA of Olea europaea var. sylvestris, 1353 nucleotides long. RefSeq names its product putative anthocyanidin reductase. The record is from RefSeq and is a predicted model, not a curated record. Gene Ontology annotation, molecular function: oxidoreductase activity, acting on the CH-OH group of donors, NAD or NADP as acceptor. Bases 138 to 1202 code for a protein of 354 amino acids. The transcript is spliced from 6 exons. Lineage: Eukaryota; Viridiplantae; Streptophyta; Magnoliopsida; Lamiales; Oleaceae.